Cataglyphis hispanica is the source of this 2272-nucleotide messenger RNA. RefSeq names its product la-related protein 7 (gene Larp7). Gene Ontology annotation, biological process: RNA processing. The record is from RefSeq and is a predicted model, not a curated record. Lineage: Eukaryota; Metazoa; Arthropoda; Insecta; Hymenoptera; Formicidae. The transcript is spliced from 6 exons. Bases 188 to 2272 code for a protein of 694 amino acids. Gene Ontology annotation, molecular function: mRNA binding. Gene Ontology annotation, cellular component: nucleus.
AAUUUGACAUAGCCAAUCACAGGAGAUCAUUUUUUUGAGGUUGUUUCAAAAGAUACGGUAAUGCGGUAGUGAUCUAGUCUCUCUUGUCAUGUUAUGGUUGAGAGUUAUAACUUAUGUAUGUACGUCAAUUAUUAUUAAUAUCAAGAGUUACAAAUAAGGAAGCGUUUUAUGGUUUUUUGAAAAUACAAUGGUGAUGGAAGAACAAGGAUCAGAUAUGGAACUAGCCUCGGAAAAUAUUCCAGUUCCUCAAGUACAAGAACUAAAAGUUGAUACAAUUAAACGAAACAAUAAAUCAAGUGCUUCACAUGGUAAACCAAGACUAAGAAAGAAAGCAUUACAUGCAUCAAUACUUAAGCAAAUGGAGUUUUAUUUCAGUGAUGCAAAUUUGAGUAAGGAUCGUUUUUUGUCAGAACUGUUGAAAAUAAAUCCUUAUGUAGAUCUUGAUGUAUUUAUACAUUUUAACAAAUUGCGCGAGCUAACUAUGGAUACAAAUAGAAUAGCUAAGGCUCUGCAGAAAUCAACUAUAUUAAAAGUGUCGGAAGAUGGUACAAAGGUCUGUCGAAUAACACCAAUUAACAAGAAGGAAAAUGUAGAUGAAUGUACAGUUUAUGUACAAAAUUUACCUCCAGAUGCUGAUCAUGAUUGGUUAAUAUCUAUUUUUUCUAAAUUUGGAUUGGUAGAGUAUGUCUCAAUUCCUCGUUACAAGAGCAAUAGAAAAAUUAAAGGAUUUGCAUUUGUAGAAUUUGAUACACCAAAUAGUGCCCAAGAAUGUCUUAAGGCGUUUCGAAAAAAGGGAUGUGUUUUACCAUACAAUACAGCCCCUCAUGAAGUGUUAAGUAUAAGUACUUUUGAUGAGACUAAUCAAAAUGAGUAUUCAAUUCCAACAUAUAAUAUAAAUUACAAGAUAUCAAAAUCGGAAGAUAUUGAAAAAGAAAAGGCAUCAAAACAUGAAAGUAAAAACAGUGAUAAUAUUCCUGAUAAUGAAAUGAUUAUAGAGGAUAAUGAUAAACAAAAUCUAAGAAAAAGAAAACUUAUUUCAGAAAAAUCGUUUACUAUAGAUGAAAGUGCAGGAAAUAUUAAAGUUAAGAAAAAAAGAAAAGAAACUGAGGAUCAUAGCAUAAUAGAUCAAGAGAUUAAAAAAGAAAAAGCCUCAAAAGAUGAAACUGAAGAUAACGAUAAAACAUGUGACAAUGAAACUGAUGUAGCUAAUAAUGAUAAUAAACAAAGUAUAAAAAAGAGGAAACUUGCUUCUGAAAAAAUAUUUGUCAUAGAUGACAACAUCAAAGGUGAUAUCACUGAAAACAGUGGUACAGAAAAUCAAGAAAAUCCAAAUAAAAAUAUUAGUCAUAAUAAAAUUACGGAAAAGAAAAAAAAAAGACUCACAAUAGAGGAUACUAAUAUUGUGGAAGAUGUUAGUGGAGAAGUGAAAAAAGAAUCGCAUAAAUUAAUGACUAAAUCAAAUAAAAAUAAAGGAACAAGAUCUGUGUAUCUAAAUAUAAGUGAUGAUGGUAAAGUCACAAAUAAUGAGGCGGAUGAAAAUUUACAUAGUGAAAAACAUUCCAUGACAAAAGAUAGUGGAAUAAUGAAUAGUGAUAUCGAAGAAACUAGUGUUGAUGAAAAAAAGAAAAAGAAAAAUCGGAAAAAGAGGAGCAAAAUUCAGGAAGAUGAUAUUUGUAAUGCGCUAGGACUACAUGUGAUGGCCAAACCAGAUUGGAAACGUCUUAGAAACAAAUAUUUAGAAUUACAAAGAGCUAAAAUGCAAUUAUUGAAAGGACAUUUGAAGAAAAGUGAAAAUACAAUAGGAAAGAAAUGGUAUUAUGAUACAGUUGGAGAUAAUUAUAAAUUCAAAAAUGAAAAGGAUAAUGCAAACAUUAGUGAGACAGAAAAGUCAGUUUAUGGACGUAUCAAUUAUACACCAGGGAUUAUAGUAAAAGUUGAAAUGGAUGAGCCUUGCACAGAUCCACAGAGUUUCAAGAUGGAGUUUAGAGAUAACAAUUAUGUGAAAUAUAUAGAUGUAACACAUGGUUCCUGUGAAGCUUACAUAAGGUGUGACACAGCGGAAGCUGCACAAUCAUUUGUGCAAAAGAAUUAUGAAGGAAAAUGCUUGACAAUUUUAAAAGAUGAUGAAGAAAAAUCAUACUGGGAUAAAAUAGCGCGUGAUCGAGAAGAAAAACUGAAUAGAAAAGGAAACGUUAAGCAAAGAGGACGUGAUAAAUUGUUGAAAAGAGCAGAGAAAAAACUUGGAAAGUGUAUAAAAUUUGAUCAAGAUUGA